Messenger RNA from Uloborus diversus, 1986 nucleotides. Its product is annotated as pyruvate kinase PKM-like. The record is from RefSeq and is a predicted model, not a curated record. The transcript is spliced from 10 exons. Gene Ontology annotation, molecular function: magnesium ion binding; pyruvate kinase activity; potassium ion binding. Gene Ontology annotation, cellular component: cytoplasm. Gene Ontology annotation, biological process: glycolytic process. NCBI's taxonomy places the organism in Eukaryota, Metazoa, Arthropoda, Arachnida, Araneae, Uloboridae. The coding region runs from base 1 to 1584 and encodes 527 amino acids.
AUGUCAAUACCGGUGAAGAAAACUUCAGCCCACCAGUUAAACGCAGCCGAAGAAAACUGCCUAAUGGAUCACUUGGGUGCUCUGGACAUCGACUCCCCUCCCAUCUACCCCCGGCUGACCAGCAUCAUCUGCACUAUCGGCCCCGCUUCCCGUGAAGUUGAUACCCUGGUUCAAAUGAUCAAUGCUGGCAUGAACAUUGUGCGAUUGAAUUUUUCACACGGUACAUAUGAAUAUCAUGCUGGUACCAUAAAGAACGCCAGGGACGCCAUUCAAAAAGUGGCGCAACAGGAAGGACUCUCGUCUUGCCCGGUUGCUAUUGCACUCGACACAAAAGGCCCUGAAAUCCGAACGGGGCUCCUGGAAGGGGGUGCCAGCGCCGAAGUAGAAAUGGUGAAGGGCAAGAUGGUGAAGGUGACGACAGACGACGCUUACAUGGAGAAGUGUUCAGCCGAAACACUGUGGCUGGACUACAAGAACAUCACCAAAGUCGUCGAGCCGGGCAGCCGCAUCUACGUUGACGACGGCCUCAUCUCCCUCGUUGUCAAAACCAUCGGAUCGAAUUCGAUAGAUUGCGAGAUCGAAAACGGUGGAAUGCUGGGGAGCAAGAAAGGCUGCAAUCUGCCCGGAGCUUUGGUCGACUUGCCGGCAGUUUCGGAAAAAGACAAACAGGAUCUCUUGUUUGGAAUCGAACAAGAUGUUGACAUGGUGUUUGCCUCUUUCAUCAGAAAUGCCAAAGGAGUGAAAGAAAUUCGGGAAAUUCUCGGCGAGAAAGGAAAACACAUCCUUAUUAUUCCCAAAAUUGAAAACCACGAAGGUGUCAAGAAGAUCGACGAGAUCAUCGAAGCUUCCGAUGGCAUCAUGGUCGCUCGAGGUGACCUCGGCAUCGAAAUCCCCACCGAGAAGGUGUUCCUGGCGCAAAAGAUGAUGAUCGCCAAGUGCAAUAUCGCCGGAAAGCCCGUCAUAUGCGCGACACAGAUGCUGGAGAGCAUGGUGAAGAAGCCCAGGCCGACCCGGGCCGAGAGCUCGGACGUGGCCAACGCGGUGCUGGACGGCGCCGACUGCGUGAUGCUGUCGGGCGAGACGGCCAAGGGCGAGUACCCGGUGGAGACGGUGCGCGUGAUGCACGCCAUCUGCUGCGAGGCCGAGGCCGCCGUCUUCCACCGCACGGUCUUCUCGGACCUCAUGCUCAAGACGCCCAGCCCCACCGACGCCACCACGGCGGUGGCCAUCGCCGCCGUCAACGCGGCCAUGAAGAGCCUGGCGGCGGCCAUCGUCGUCCUCACCACCACGGGCAGGACGGCGCAUAUGAUUUCCAAGUACCGUCCUAGGUGUCCCAUUAUCGCCGUUUCACGGACGGGCCUCACUACUCGACAGGCUCACCUGUACCGAGGAAUUGCACCCAUCCACUACACAAAGGAAAGGUUACCCGACUGGACACAAGACGUGGAUGCUCGCAUUCAAUACGCCGUAGAUCUCGCCAAGAAGAGGAACUUGCUGAAGAGUGGGGACAACAUCGUCAUUGUCACCGGUUGGCGACAAGGGGCCGGAGCCACCAACACCAUGCGCAUCAUCACUGUCCAGUGAUCUUCAUCAUAUGUGUCGUACCCUUUCACUGCCUGUUAUUACUGUGCCCCCUUUUAGUUGAGAAGUAUCGUUCCUUCCACGAAGGAACGAUUUCGGUAAUUUAUUUGGAAUCUUUUCCUUGGAGCUUUGUUUGGCUUUUUGACUUUUUGUGUGCGCGGCCGUACUUUUAUCGACCUAUUGUUCCUACGUUGUUGUUGAAGACAAAACAAGUGAGGAGGUGCUGCGUAUAGAGAUAUAUUACUCGUUGUUACAAAGAAUAUGGAAUGUGUCCUUUAUGAAGAUGUAAUUUAUAAAUUAUUGUGAACUGCCCGUGGAGGCAGUCUUGUUUGUUACGGUCAUUUUUAGGGUAGCCAUCUGUGAUAACCUUGUCAAAAUAAAUAGUUUGUUCAAAAAAGUAGUUGG